AUGUGGCAAACAUUGCCGUUUGCUUUGUCCUUGGUGGUGGCCUUGCUGCCGACGGCCACUGCGGACGGAACAGGUACUUUCACGGUGGUACCUCCCACAGUCGCUUCACUUCGUGGCAGGAGCAUUCCCAUACGUGAGGAUGGAGUUAGAUUGCUGGAAAUCCCAGAUGCUGUGGAACCUAUGGACACGUCGGACGCUUCGGGCCUCAUGCUGAACCACGUGGUGUCACACUUCUUCCGCGAUGUUGAAGCAGUGAACAGCCAGAAAGGCAGGCCCAUGCGUUUGCAGGUGGUAUCCGCGUCCUUGACCAUCUUGAUCUAUGCCAUGAUCGUACGGCGCUCCUUGCUAACUCGGCCCGGGAGCCGUUCAGUGAUCUUCGUUCCGAAGGUUUCUGUGGCCAAGGAGGUCUGCAAAGAACUGGAGACUUGCCACCUGCGCACCAACUUGAUCAGCGGCAAGGAUGUCCGUUGCGACCCAACGGCUGACGUUACGGUUUGCUUAGCCAACCGGGCCGAUUGCCUCCUUGGCCAGCAUUUCCACGUCAAGCUCGUCGAUUGUGCCGAUCGACUGCAACUACCGGGCGUUCGAUGGAAGAACAUCCACAAGGACGUGACUGCGGACAUGUGCGCCGAGUUCUCUACAUGCUUCAGCGGCAUUGAGGUGGACCACGACUAUACGCUGACCUGCGCUGUGUCCGGCCGCACAGCUCUGCCAGGAAGCUCAUUGCGGUGCUUCCUCCGGCCGUUGACGAAAGUCGCUUCCCACUGGGCCGGCGUGGUCAGGCUGAUGAGAACGAGCUGCGCAGGUUCUCCAACCGUGCUGGUCUUUACACGGGUCGAGCGCGCUCGUCAGUGUGCCGAGCAGCUCUGCGCUGGGGGAAUCCCGGCCUCUUCAUUGUCCGCUGCGGAUGGAACAGGAAGCCGAAGGCGACUCUUUGAAUCCUUUGGCUCCGGAGAACUCCGCGCCUUAUGCGUGACGAACAAGUUCUUCAAGCGGGCAGACUUUCCACCUAUGGAAACUGUGGUCCUGGCGGAUCCGAAUUUCCGCCAAGAUGCGUGCCGGCAGCUGGCUGCGCGUGCACUGGAGCUCAGUGAUCAGAAGUGUGGUCCGACCAGGCUCAUUCAUGCCUUUGAUGCGGAUGCAUCGGACGAAGAGCUGGAGCGAAAUGCUCGCAGGGUGAUCGAUCCCAUGGAAGGCCUUGGAUCAGCUGCGGAAUGGAGGCUUUUGACUGCCUCCGGGUCCAGUGCUCCCUUCUCUGAAGAAGAGAUGUGGAGCCUUUUGCAGGAGGAGGGCCGGUCAAAGAGGAGAAAGAUGGAACGAGACUGGUUGAUUCGCCUCUGCAUGUGGCUGAGAGACAAUGGCCGAGUACCGCAAAAACGUGCGGGCUCUCCCGAAGAGAGGCUCAUGGCCAGCCGAUGGUUAAAAGCCAAUGCACAUCUGCGCAAAAACCAGUUCAGCAAGGUGGAGGUGCAGCUGUUCAAAGAUGCCUCUGCGCAGCUCCGAGCAGGCAUGGUAAAGCCAAGAUCGGUGGCGCUGCGGGGGUGGAUGCAGAGCUUGCGCUGUUGGAUGUCCUUACACCAGAAAAGGCCGUCCUCGAUCAGCCGGGAUGUGCUGGAGAAGAAGCAUCAUCGCAGGUUGGCACACAGCUUCGCUCUUCUUCGAGCUGGAAAGCUUAGUGAGGCAGAGGCCAGAUGGCUGCGAAACUGUGAGUUUGCGCAGCUCGAGAAACCCUCGACUCCAACUUGGCUGAUCUCUUUGGCUGCCUGGAUGCGGUACUACGAGCGCAAGCCACGCAAGAAUGCGUCGGGCCACGAGAAGCUUCAAGGGACCCGCUUGCAGAAAGCCAUGCAGAUGCUACGGAGCGAGCAGCUGUCCACUGCAGAGAGGCUGCUGCUCACUGAUAGCUUGGACUGGCUGGAGGAGGUGGAGGGGAGGCCUUCUAUCUGGCUAUGUGGCCUCUACGCCUGGGUGCGCGCUCAUGGCCGGACUCCUCGUUUUGUGUCCGAUGACAUGGAGCACCUUCAGGCAGGACGAUGGAAGCACGCAAGGAAGCUCUGGCAAAUGGGCGCCCUUCGAGAGACAGAAGAGCGACUCGUCGCAGAGUGCAAGGACUUUCAGGACAAGCGCAAAGACAUGCCGAAGUUGGAGGAGGGGCCUCGAAUCUGGCUUUGCGAUCUCUAUGCCUGGGUGCGCGCUCAUGGCCGGACACCGCAGUUCGUGUCCGAUGACGUGGAGCGCCUUCAGGCAGGACGAUGGAAGCACGCAAGGAAGCGCUGGCAACUGGGCACCCUGCGAAGCACAGAAGAGCGGCUGGUCGAACGGUGCAAGGACUUUCAGGACAAGCUGACGCUGAAAGGACCCUGA
Messenger RNA from Symbiodinium sp. CCMP2592, 2364 nucleotides. The record is from the annotation of a GenBank genome assembly. NCBI's taxonomy places the organism in Eukaryota, Dinophyceae, Suessiales, Symbiodiniaceae.